Annulohypoxylon truncatum is the source of this 861-nucleotide messenger RNA. RefSeq lists its product as uncharacterized. NCBI's taxonomy places the organism in Eukaryota, Fungi, Ascomycota, Sordariomycetes, Xylariales, Hypoxylaceae. The record is from RefSeq and is a predicted model, not a curated record. The transcript is spliced from 2 exons. Bases 110 to 625 code for a protein of 171 amino acids.
AAUUCGUUCGGUUGGCCUGCAAGGGGAACGCCGACCAUUGGGCUUCUCGUCAGGGACUGCUUUACUAGGGAUCCCGAACUGCAUUUACAUGUAAAGGUAUGUAUGAUGUAUGUAUGUAUGUACGCAUUGCGCAGUUCCGCCCCCGUUCAAAAGCUGGGAGAUUUUUGCUUUUUUUUUCCUCUUUUUUUUUCUGCUUCGGAGAACACCCCUGGUCCUCAGACUUUGUCCUGUACCUACCUCCUAUGCUUGUCCUGCUUGUCUUGUAACAAUGACCAAGCCAAUUACGGUAGGUUAUACACUGCUCCAAAUAGGCCACCGAUUACAUGACACCAUGCGGUCAGGGGCGGAAGUAAGCGAAGAGAACCGCGGCGCCACGGAUCUCUUAGUUCUUACUGCUUUCAUAACCUUAACCGACCUGGGAAACUGCCAAUUCGACGAAGCGACGGUAGCAAAAACACUCAGAUUUAUAGCAUUUAGGUUUAGGUACUGGGCAUUGUCUAUUAUCACCGAUACUCAACAGAGUAAGACAUUUCGUUACAGGGGAAAGGGGUCACUCCUCCAUGGAAAUGCACAAAUUUUAAGAGAGAAAAAAUCUUUCUACCUUCAACAGCGACGCUCCGUUUGAUAGGCGGGAAGGAUUCUUUGUGCGAACCGCUUCGCACACACGGAUCCGUAGAGAUCGACUGCAAAGGACUUUUUUAUCUCUCUCAGGCCACGUUUCUGGUCCAUCCGAAUCGGAGUUUAUCAACCACACCUCCACCGGCCCUGUAGGUAUCGCAAUGUGAAGAGGAACAAACCUCGUGGCAUGCCUGCGCCGCCCGCCCACCUAAGGAUGAUCCCAACCCCCGGGCGGAAUCCUGG